Molecule: messenger RNA, 2665 nt
Organism: Lolium perenne
Lineage: Eukaryota; Viridiplantae; Streptophyta; Magnoliopsida; Poales; Poaceae
Product: palmitoyl-acyl carrier protein thioesterase, chloroplastic-like
Biological process (GO): fatty acid biosynthetic process
Molecular function (GO): fatty acyl-[ACP] hydrolase activity; acyl carrier activity
Source: RefSeq, a predicted model, not a curated record
UUGGACGAACAACAAGCGGAGCACCACACUCAGCAAGAUCAGCGGGGUUCUCGGGUCAGUCGAGUGUUAUUCUUUCAAGGUACAUCCUCAAAUGUUUUAGAACACUGUCUACUUCUUUUGACCAGGGUGUUCGAUGCUUGCAAGUGCAAAAGAUUUCGUUUUGAAUCAUACUGCCUAUCGAAGGAAGGCUUCCUUGAGGUUGUCAAUGAGGCAUGGAACGGUGGUGAAGCCAAAGAUGUGAGGAACCCGAUCUCUCUUAUCAACAAAAGAACUGAAACAAAUUGCCAAUGCCUUGCAAAGUUGGAGCACAAAGAAGUUUCGAGAUAGUAUUAAACAGAUUGUAUGUGCUAACACAUUCAUAGGCCUAUUGGACCAAGCUGAAGAUUGCAGACUAAUGUCAUUUCAAGAGAGAUGGUUAAGAAAAAAUAAAAAAUAAAAAAAGAAGCUACUAGGGUUCUACGCCGUUCAAAGGAGCAUGGCUUGUCAGAAAUCCCGUAUGACAUAGCUUAGCGUUGGUUAUGCAAACAUAAAGUAUUUCCACAUUCAAGUAAGUCACAUGAUGAGAAAAAUAAAAAAUAAACUCAUUGCAAAUGUGUAGAAUGAGCUAGUAAUACUCUUCUCGCAUGAGGAAAUUGAACACACAUUUUAUUGAGCAUUUAAAAAACAGAUUCAGCACCCCGGUGGCUUGGGGCCUAAAUUUUCUAGGAAUGAACCAAGUGGUUUUAAGUGCUAUAGAAAACCCCUUCACCAGAAAUGCUGGUAAUUCAUAAAAAAGGCAAGGUGGAGGCAUUCAAUAGUAUGUAUUCCAUUGAUGAAAGAGCCCUUGAACAGAUGAAUAGCACCCACACUAUGCUUUUGCCCAAAAAACCUGGUGCGUGCGAACCCAAUGAUUUCUGGCUAAUAAGCCUUGGUCCAUAGUUUAGCCAAAAAAAAAAAAAAACUCGAAGGUGCUAGUAAGAAGAUAGCUUCGAUUCCUCCAUUGUGCUUUGCAAAAACCAGGGAGCUUUCCUUAAAGGUCUUAAUUACACGAUGAUCGCAUCCUAUCAAAUGAGGUGGCAGGGCUGAAAAUCUGGCAUGGUAGUGGUUUAAGGCAAGGUGACCCAUUAUCACCUUGCUUUCUCAUAAUUGUGAUGGGUGCUCUAAGUUUGUGUUUGAUAAAGCUGAAGCUUGUGGGUUUGAUUGAGCCGCUCACAAAUGAACAAGCUGUUCCCCAAUGUUUAUCCGUAUAUGCAGACAUCAUCCGUAAGGCUUCGCCGGAAGAAUGUAAUACCGUAAGAGGCACUGACGAACAAAGUGGCCACGCACCAAUAGCAUUAAUGGCCACGCCGGCGUCGCAAUCCGCGGGGCGAAUCACGCACCGUCUGUGCUUUUUUGGCAACCCUGAGAAGACGAAGUCCAGCAUAUUGUCUGUAGAGAGGUGCGACAAUGGCGGAGGCCGUGGUGGCAGGAACAUCAGAUGUGCUAAUGCCGUUAAUGGAGCCGUCAAGAUCAAUGGGAAGGCGGCGGAUGUCCGCAGUUCAGCGGCACAUCCAGUUACAGUGGACAGCGACGACGACGACACCUUCAGGCUAGGCAAGUUCGUGGAAGGAAGGCUAGUGUACAGGCAGAGGUUUGUGAUCCGAUCCUAUGAGAUCGGACCUGACCGGACUGCCACCAUGGAGACCCUUAUGAACCUCUUGCAGGAGACAGCGCUAAACCAUGUAAUGAGCUCUGGGCUAGCUGGGGAUGGAUUUGGGGCAACACGGCAGAUGAGCCUCAGGAAGCUCAUCUGGGUCGUGACAAGAAUCAACAUCCAGGUCGACAAGUACAGCCAGUGGGGUGACGUGGUCGAGAUCGACACCUGGGUUGCAUCGUCGGGGAAGAACGGCAUGCGUCGAGAUUGGAUCAUCCGAGACCGCAGAACCAAGAAAAUGAUCGCAAGAGCUACAAGCAACUGGGUGAUGAUGAACAGAGAGACGAGAAAGCUGUCCAAGAUCCCUGAAGAGGUCAGGGAGGAGGUACUGCCCUUCUACCUGGACAGGAACAUCAUUGCCGGUGACAACCCCAAUCCCAACCGCAGGAUCGAAAAGCUCACCGACGCGACAGCGGAGAGCGUACGAUCGGGACUAGAACCGAGAUGGAGCGACAUGGAUGUUAACCAGCACGUGAACAAUGUUAAAUACAUCGGGUGGAUUCUGGAGAGCGUGCCACUGAACGUGCUGAUCGAGUACCACCUGACGAGCAUCACGCUCGACUAUCGCCGAGAGUGCCGUCAGUCGCAGCUCCUCGAGUCCCUCACCACCAUGUCUUCGACCGGGAUGCCGUCACCGAGCCUGAGCAGCGCUGACCUGCAGAGCACACAUUUGAUCCGGCAGCAGGACGACAAGGCCGAGAUCGUCAGGGCGCGUGCAGAAUGGCGCUGCAAGGAGCACCACUGAGCAAUUGAGACGCUUUUAUAUGUAGCUUAGUCGUGUAAUAUCUUUUUCCUCAUUGCUAGUUGCAUUUUUUCUCAUAAUUUUCGCCCUGGCUUCGCCGUUGUCUGGUGUGUUCCACUGGGGUUUAUACAUUGUUUGCUUCCUAUUUACAGAGCUUCAUUUAAGUGUUAAAUUUGGAUGGUUACCCCUUCUCUUCCAUAAUAGCAGAUGUUAUUACAACUAUUGUAUUAUGGGUUUAGGGUUUUAGGUUU